ACAAGACUGACGAGACACAGUCGCAUUGUCACUGCUGUGCAGACCAGACUCGCAUACGAUGUUGAAAUGCUGAGCCCGCCAUCUCUGAAGAACGUCACAGAGGGGCUUCGCAACAACAGCAUAUCCAUGGUACGCUGUUACGAGCGCAACAGUGACUUUCACUUCGAGUUGCAAGAGCGAAUCCACGUCACUAUCCCUGACGGAGGGGAUCCAACUUGUUCGACUUGCCCAACCAACGAACGUCGCGCUUGUCGACACAUCUGGUGGGUGGAUGAUCAGAUUCUGAGCACUGCUGUGCCACCUGAAGCCAGAUCUCGCUUCAAGUACCAAAUCUCUCGUAACGGGGAGGCUGUCCGUGAGGCUGAGGCUGAGGAUGGGGAGACUCUGAUCUUCCACAGUUGGUUGCAAGAGAAGGGUCUUGGAAACCUAGCUCGGCGUGCAGGUUGGUGGAAGCAAGACCCUAUGGAUCAACAAGAUACCAGAUUGGUUGAGCAAACCGCUACCCAUAUCUUAUCGGCUUUUGAGCCUUGCGGAGUGCUUUCCAAACAGCAUGGUCAGGACAACUUUGAGAUAUUGCAGCAGGAGUCACACGAUGGCAACCUCGAUGCCACCGCUGAAGCCCUGCGCGUCGAGAUUGACCGCAUGCGUUCUUUCAUCAUGAACCAUGGUCAGAAGAAGAUGUCCAUCCCUCUCCAAACCAGAAUUGCUGGAAUCUUGCUGUACACUCUGGAGCAGUUGGUCCAAUAUGCCGGAGAUAUCCAGACUAACGCUGCUGUAUCCAUUCCGCAAUACUCUGGUCUGAGUCUCCAGGACAGAAGUUUGCUCCACAAGAUGAUCGAUCGCAACUCCCCAAUCGUCUUUGUGCUGCCCGUGCUCGACCUUCUUGAUUCGAAAGUCCUGUACGGUGACAUGAUUCAGGAAAGGGUCGAAGUCCUGGCAAACGGACUAAGAGAGGGUGAAGAACCCUGCCCGGCAGAAUACAUCCGGUUGUUGGAACGUGUUGUUGGACUUGUCGAGUGA
Aureobasidium vineae is the source of this 1020-nucleotide messenger RNA. The record is from the annotation of a GenBank genome assembly. Lineage: Eukaryota; Fungi; Ascomycota; Dothideomycetes; Dothideales; Saccotheciaceae.